AGGUCAUUUUAGGUCCAUAAGCUACAUGUAGAUAUAUAUACGUUAAGAUUUGAAUCUUGUUUAUUGUUUAUUGUUCACAGUUUUCUAUUUCAGCCGAAUAUUUGCCUAUAUAUAUAUUUGAAGCAAGGUACCAUAUUCAGGUUACAAGUCUUUAAGAAAGGAGAAUGCAUAUUCAAAUAAUCAUACUUUGCAUGGGAUAUAUAAUUUCCUGCGCCCACGCAUCAGUUCCAAUGAAAUUAUCCAGUACAUGGGGAAGGUAUGGCGAAUUAAAGACGUCUGCGUUCUGCACGUUUGAUAUUACAGAAAAGCAAAGAAAGGGUGCAUGGGAAAUGACAAUAAAUACCAAUAUUCCAACAAAAGAUAUAAAGAUAUGGGUAAUGACAGUCACAGACCGCCUAGAUGACGGUAAAACUUACAAAAUGAAAAGCAAGUAUGAAUAUGGGCCAAAGACUAUAGACGUACAUUUUAGACUAACGUAUAACGAGGCAUAUAUCCCAAUUUCUGGUUCAUGUUCAAGCAGUGUCGAGGGAACAGCAGCUAUUUUAAAAGAUGUCGGAAACAUUAUUCAUGAGAAUGACUGGGAGGAGAAUGGUAUGAUGGUCAUACAAGGGAAAUGUAUCUUACCUAUUGAAAAGACACUUGAAGAUUUUUAUAUAUCUGUUACUUUGAACGAAGAAACAUCAGAGUUAAAGAGCUGGAGCACAACCGAGUUUUCAAGAGACCCAAGUGGCCGUUGGUACUUUUUGAAGAACAAAUGGACAGCGAACCCACCAGAGUUACCUUUUAUUUUCCACAUUUAUUACGAUGCUGACAAACCCCCGACCGGAAAUUGCGAUAUUUUGAUGGGAAGUGAUCCAAAACCACCUAUAACACUAGAACCAUCAGUGUCACCUACAACCAGUCAGACAAUACAACCGACGACAACGCCGAAACAAACAACAUCAGUUACAACAAAGCAGAUUACAACAACAAAAACGCAAACAACACCAGUAACAACAAAAAGACAGACAUCACAGUCAACAACGAAAAGUCAGACAACACCGUCAUCAACGAAAAGUCAAACGACGCAACCAACAACACAGUCACAAACCGCAUCACCAACAAUUCAACCAGGUAAAUUCAAGCAUAAAUAA
Molecule: messenger RNA, 1133 nt
Organism: Mytilus trossulus (common blue mussel)
Lineage: Eukaryota; Metazoa; Mollusca; Bivalvia; Mytilida; Mytilidae
Exons: 4
Coding region: 165-1133 (322 amino acids)
Source: RefSeq, a predicted model, not a curated record